AUGACUUGUGCAAACUUGGUUCAAAGUCGGUGUCAAGCAUUUGAUAAAUCAAAUCUCAUUGUAUAUAAUGGGAUCAUGGCAGAGAAGAGAACCAGCGAAGGAGGAGAAGUUGUUAUCAACGUUCCAGAUAAAGAUUCAGAUACGUUAAGCAGUCCCUCUCCUGAAAUUCCAAGUCCUAACAAUGAAGGUCUAGUUCGGAGAAAAUCUUUUUCAAGGUCAGUUUACUCCAAGUCCAAUUCAAGGUUUGGGAGACAACAGUCUUAUCGAUUCGAUAAGACCAUAGAAGAGGAAAAUGAUGAAAACCCCAGGGACGUGCGCUCAGUAGAUCUGAGUGAUGUUGUUGAGGAGGAGGAAGAGGAUGAAAAUGAGGAAAUCUACAAGAAGGUUAAGCAAAACCGAGUGAAGCGUAGUAGAACGAAACCUAUGGCUCUGCUUCAGUUAGCAGUGUUUGUAGCCAUUUUGUGCACUUUGGUUGUGAGUUUAGCCGUUGAGAAGGUGAAGAAGCAUCGCAUUUGGGGUUUGGAACUCUGGAAAUGGUGCGUACUCGUGAUGGUGACGCUUAGCGGAAUGUUCUUGACGAACUGGUUCAUGCAUUUAGCUGUGUUCAUCAUAGAGAGAAACUAUCUCCUACGGAAGAAAGUGUUGUACUUUGUGCAUGGUUUGAAGAAGAACGUUCAAGUCUUCAUUUGGUUCACGCUGAUUCUUGUUUCUUGGGUGUUUCUGUUCGAAGAAGACCAUAAACACUCUCGCAAGACCAAGAAGUUUCUCGACUUUAUAACUUGGACUAUUGUCUCCCUCCUCAUCGGAUCAAUUCUUUUCAUGGUGAAGACGUUGGCCUUGAAAGUUCUUGCUUCAAAGUUCACCGUCAGAAACUUCUUUGAGAGGAUUCAAGAAUCUGUCUUCCACCAAUACGUUCUCAAGAGCCUCUCGGGUCCUCCGCUUAUUGAAGAGGCAGAGCGUGUCGGGAGAAAGCCAAGCACGGGACAGCUUAGCUUCACGAGCACCGAGGAUGGAUCGGUGAGAGGGAAGAAAGUGUUGGACAUGGGAAAGGUUCACAGGAUGAAACAAGAGAAGGUCUCUGCUUUGACGAUGAGAGUUUUGAUUGAAGCCGUUGGAUCUUCAGGUCUCUCAACCAUAUCAAACACUAUAGAUGAGUGUCGCAAUGAGAAAGGGAAAUUUGAUAAAGAGAUAACUAAUGAGAUGGAGGCUGUGGCUGCUGCUUAUGAUAUCUUCAACAAUGUUGCUCAACCAAACCACAAUUACAUAGAGGAAAAUGACCUGUUGAGGUUCAUGAUCAAGGAAGAAGUAGAUCUUGUACUCCCAUUGAUAGAAGGCGCAGAGACCGGAAAAAUCACACGCAAAGCUUUUACAGAUUGGGUGAUUAAAGUUUACACAAGUCGAAAAGCUCUAGGACAUUCAUUGAACGAUACAAAAACAGCGGUUAAGCAGGUGGACAAACUCAUAAUUGGAGUCUUGACCGUUGCCACGUUCAUCAUUUGGUUAAUACUUCUUGAUAUAGCAUCGACCAAGUUUUUGGUGGCCUUCUCCACUCAAUUCGUGGGUCUUGCUUUCAUGAUAGGAAGCACUUGCAAGAACAUCUUUGAAUCCUUUGUGUUUGUGUUUGUCAUGCACCCUUAUGAUGUUGGUGACCGUUGCGUUGUCGAAGGUGUAAUGUUGCUGGUUGAAGAAAUACAUCUUUUAACAACCGUGUUCCUCAAGAUUGACAACGAGAAAGUGUUCUAUCCAAAUGCUGUUUUAAUAUCGAAACCAAUAAGCAAUUUCUACAGAAGCCCAGAUAUGGGAGAUUUUAUAGAACUCUCCAUCGCAUUCUCAACACCAGCCGCGAAAAUCGCCAGUCUCAAAGAAAGAGUCAAAGAAUUCUUGGUUCAGAACCCACAACAUUGGUAUCCAGAACCAUUGUUGAUGGUGAAGGCGAUUGAGAAUGUGAACAAACUGAAAAUGAAUCUGCUUGUGCAGCACACCAUCAACUUCCAAAACUUCGCAGAGAAGAAUGUCAGGAGAACUCAUCUUUUCAUCGCGCUCAAGCGAAUACUCGAGGAGCUUGAGAUCGACUACACUCUCCUUCCUCAAGAUGUUCAACUCACCGGUCACAAACAAAAACAAAAGAAAAACCCUAGUAGUAACAAAAAGAAAAAGUUGCCUUGUAUCACAAUUAAAAACACCAAGACGCCUUCCCCUAAGAGAGAGCUUUGUAUCUCUUCUUAUUCUUCUGAGAGAGAGCUUCCACCUAUAAAGAGAGAGCUAAAAUCUUCCACUUUCCGAGAGAGAGUACCUCGGAAAGAACAGCCACAGGACAUUGAUCGUGGAUCCGGUUGGUUACACAAAUUCCCAACUUCAAUUCUGAAUCCAUCCACUGUAGAUCCACUACGUUGCUUUUGGCGUUGUUCUGUGUUGUUUAAGAUAUCAGCAGGAGUAACCAAAUAA
This is a messenger RNA of Thlaspi arvense, 2445 nucleotides long. NCBI's taxonomy places the organism in Eukaryota, Viridiplantae, Streptophyta, Magnoliopsida, Brassicales, Brassicaceae. The record is from the annotation of a GenBank genome assembly.